GUCUUUCUGGACAGUUGCUAGUGGCCCGAGAACGUGGGUUAUCGCUUGCAAGGCUACUGAUAAGGAUCAACACCAUCAACCAUCCGACCUUACAUAACGAGUAGACCCUGCAAUAGCUUGGCAAUAUGUUCCUCCAGGCUCUUUGCGGAAAUACCAAGACAAGAUGACGAGAGCGUGUGGAGUUAGUACCAGUGGUAGCUAAAGACGGGGAGAGAUAAGGGCUGUUGGAGAUAGCCUGCGAUAUGCGCCGAGCAGAAGUUUGACAAGAUGAAUCUCGAAGUAAUCUUGAAGCUAUGUAUAAAAAGCAGUGGUGUUCUGCUCCAGAGGGUAGAGACGUCGAACAGAUCCUGUCCCAAUCCGACCUGUUCAUACCCACACAUCGGUUGUCAACAUGAAGUUCUCCGCCCAACUCCUUGCUCUUCUCCCGCCUCUGGCAGUAGCCUCGCCCGUUAAUCUUACUCGUGCCGGCCUCCACAAACUCUUUGUACGCCAGGAUGUUCAAACAGCUAUAAACGCUUCGCUACCCAAUGUCACCAUAUUCGCAACAGGGGGCACAAUAGCCUCGCAAGGAACCAGCAAUACACAAACAACCGGUUACUCCGUUGGUCUUGGCGUCCAACAGCUUGUCGAUGCCGUCCCCGAACUGCUGAACAUCUCCAACAUUGCAGGCUACCAAAUCUCCAAUGUUGGCUCCGGCAGCAUCAAUGAGACCAUUAGCUUGAAGUUGGCUAAGAUGAUCAACGAAGAGCUAGCAAAAGACACCGUCUCUGGUGUCGUGGUUACGCAUGGCACAGAUACGCUUGAAGAGACUGCAUUCUUCCUCGAGAGCACUGUUAAUUCUACCAAACCGGUCAUUCUCGUUGGUGCUAUGAGGCCAGCCACAGCGCUCUCAGCCGAUGGACCGUUGAACCUUUAUCAGGCUGUGACUUUGGCUGGUUCGCCCGCUGGCCGUGACCGCGGGACUAUGAUUGUACUGAACGACCGCAUCGGCUCCGCUUUCUACACCACGAAGAACAACGCCAAUACUCUCGACACAUUCUUCAGUACCGAAGCCGGCCAACUGGGCGUCUUCAUCAAUCAGGUUCCAUUCUUCUUCUUCGCCCCCUCUGAACCCGUAGGUCGGGUAGUCUUUGAUGUAACCAACGUCACGGACCUUGCACAGGUUGACAUUGUCUACUCACACCAAGACAUGGAUCCCGCGCUUUUCAACGCUUCCUACAGCUCUGGUGCUAAGGGUAUCGUAUUCGCAGGUGUCGGCGCUGGAGGUAUGUCGGAUAAGGCUAGUCUGGCUGCUGAGGAACUUUACAACGCCACUGGCAUACCCAUCGUUGCUAGUCAUAGAAGUACAGAUGGAUUUGUGCCCGAUGGUGGUGAUUUCACGAUUGCAAGUGGCUUUUACAACCCCCAGAAAGCGAGAAUCGUUUUGCAAUUAGGAUUGACUGCUGGGUGGGGUGAGGAUAAGAUCAAGGAGGCUUUUGCGAAGAGUUAUCCAAAACCGUGAGUGGCUAGCAUGAGGAAUGAUAAUGAAUAAUAAAUUAAAAUAUCUCAAACAUG
Messenger RNA from Cucurbitaria berberidis CBS 394.84, 1554 nucleotides. RefSeq names its product L-asparaginase. The transcript has 3 exons. Bases 392 to 1501 code for a protein of 369 amino acids. Gene Ontology annotation, molecular function: asparaginase activity. The record is from RefSeq and is a predicted model, not a curated record. NCBI's taxonomy places the organism in Eukaryota, Fungi, Ascomycota, Dothideomycetes, Pleosporales, Cucurbitariaceae.